GAAAAUUGUUUUCAGAUUUCACAACAAAACUGACAUCAAAUUGAAAUACUAUUAAUUGAAUGAAUGACUCAUAGAUUGUUGUCAUUUGAUUGUUGUGUUGUUGUUGUGAUUGUGAGUCAAACAACAGUUUGAUUGUAAUUAUUGUAAUCAUCAGUCAAAACGAGAGACCAGCAGAUAGUUUGUCCGUUGAAUAAGAUUAUCACUUGAAUUGAUCCACAAAAUGGAGAAGCACUUAUUUAAUUUGAAAUUUGCGUCCAAAGAGUUGGAACGGAACUCACGAAAGAGUGAAAAGGACGAGAAGACUGAGAAACUGAAGCUCAAGAAAGCCAUUGAAAAGGGUAACUUAGAAGGCGCUCGAAUUCACGCCGAAAAUGCCAUUCGCCAGAAGAAUCAGGCGUUAAAUUACCUGCGAAUGUCUGCCCGAAUCGAUGCCGUGGCCUCUCGCGUACAGACAGCAGUUACCACCAAACGAGUCACACAAUCACUGGGCGGCGUCACCAAAGCCAUGGACUCGGCCAUGAAGUCAAUGAAUUUGGAGAAGAUAUCACAGAUUAUGGAUAAGUUUGAGAAACAAUUUGAAGACCUCGACGUCCAGACACAGACUAUGGAGAGCGCUAUGUCGUCCACCACUACUAUUACUGCACCUGAGAAUCAAGUGGACCAACUUAUGCAACAAGUGGCAGACGAAGCCGGUCUCGAGUUAAAUAUGGCACUUCCUUCUGGAGAAGUCGGUUCCAUUGGAACAGCGACGGCCGCGUCUACAGAACAGGACGACCUAUCGAAACGUUUGGCACAACUGAGACAAAUGUGAAGAAGUUAUUUGAUUGUUAAACAUUCUGUUUCAGUAUUGGUUUAGAAAAGUUAUUUGUAUUAUAAAAAUCUAUGAUUUGAAUAUAUUUACGGUAAUCAU
This is a messenger RNA of Oppia nitens, 910 nucleotides long. RefSeq names its product charged multivesicular body protein 1B2-like (gene Chmp1). Bases 221 to 811 code for a protein of 196 amino acids. Gene Ontology annotation, biological process: protein transport; endosome transport via multivesicular body sorting pathway; late endosome to vacuole transport. Gene Ontology annotation, cellular component: ESCRT III complex; multivesicular body. Lineage: Eukaryota; Metazoa; Arthropoda; Arachnida; Sarcoptiformes; Oppiidae. The record is from RefSeq and is a predicted model, not a curated record. The transcript has 4 exons.